Molecule: messenger RNA, 3437 nt
Organism: Gekko japonicus
Lineage: Eukaryota; Metazoa; Chordata; Lepidosauria; Squamata; Gekkonidae
Product: ubiquitin carboxyl-terminal hydrolase 12-like
Biological process (GO): protein deubiquitination
Cellular component (GO): cytosol; nucleus
Molecular function (GO): cysteine-type endopeptidase activity; cysteine-type deubiquitinase activity
Source: RefSeq, a predicted model, not a curated record
AUGGCGGCGGCGGCGGCGGCGGCGGGCUCCGGGUCGUCGGGCGGAUGGAAAUACUGAUGACGGUCCGGAGACUCGCCUCCAUCUGUACCAUGGGCGCCAAUGCCUCCGCUUUGGAGAAAGAGAUUGGUCCGGAGCAGUUUCCAGUGAACGAGCAUUACUUCGGCUUGGUCAACUUUGGCAACACCUGCUACUGCAACUCCGUCCUGCAGGCCCUUUAUUUCUGCCGCCCGUUCCGGGAGAAGGUCUUGGCGUACAAGGUCCAGCCCCGCAAGAAGGAGAGCCUCCUGACGUGCCUCUCUGACCUCUUCAACAGCAUCGCCACACAGAAGAAGAAGGUGGGGGUCAUCCCGCCCAAGAAAUUCAUUUCCCGACUGAGGAAAGAAAAUGAAUUGUUUGACAAUUACAUGCAACAAGAUGCACGGUUCCUGACCUACCUGCUGACCACGAUUGCCGACUUGCUGCAAGAAUAGAAGAAGCAAGAGAAGCAGAACGGCAAACUCCAGAACGGGAGCAUCGACAGUGACGAAGGGGAGAAGGCCGACCUCACCUGGGUCCACGAAAUCUUCCAGGGCACCCUCACCAAUGAAACCAGAUGCCUUAACUGUGAAGCUGUUAGUAGCAAAGACGAAGACUUUCUAGAUCUGUCUGUGGAUGUGGAACAAAAUACUUCAAUAACACACUGUUUGAGGGGGUUCAGCAAUACGGAGACUCUGUGCAGCGAGUAUAAGUACUACUGUGAGCAGUGCCGCAGCAAACAGGAAGCGCAGAAGAGGAUGCGAGUGAAGAAGCUGCCCAUGAUUCUCGCUCUGCACUUGAAAAGGUUCAAGUACAUGGACCAGCUGCAUCGAUACACCAAACUCUCCUACCGUGUAGUUUUCCCUCUGGAGCUUCGACUCUUUAACACUUCGGGAGACGCCACAAAUCCUGACCGAAUGUAUGACCUUGUGGCUGUUGUCGUCCAUUGCGGCAGUGGUCCAAACCGUGGACAUUAUAUCACCAUUGUCAAAAGCCACGGGUUUUGGUUGUUGUUUGACGAUGACAUUGUAGAGAAAAUUGAUGCUCAAGCAAUUGAAGAGUUCUAUGGGUUAACAUCAGACAUUUCCAAAAACUCAGAAUCUGGAUAUAUCCUCUUCUACCAGUCAAGGGACUAAGAUGACAUGUUGAAGCAUCUUACAAGUAUACAGAAAGGGAUCAAGAUUGUGCCCAGACGGGACAUCAUAGUGAUAGUCAAAUCAAUUCCUUGCCAUUGCCAUAGGACCACAGGAGACCAACAGGAGGCUAGUUGGGCCGUUUUCUCGAGGAUGAACAAGAAGGGGUUCCGCUCUGAUUUUCUUUCUGGGCUAUUUUAUAUGUGCUAUCUUCCAAAAUCUGUGUUACCUCUACUUGAAAUCUGGAUGCUCAAUUGUCCAAGAACCAAGGAAGGGUUUUCAAAGUAGCAUUGCCGAAUUUGCUCAUGGCUCAGUGACCGCCUGAGACUUCAUCUUGGUUUCCGUUGUUGUUUUUCUGUAUUUUAGCAGAAUGGGUUAUGGUUUCAAUAUUCCUUAUUGUCCGAAGGUGCUUUUUCAGAUACAAGCCUCAGAAAGCUGCUGAAUGGUUUUGUGCUCAGAGCGCCAGGACUGCUACGAAGUUAAGUCAUAUUGGAAACACCACAUCCUUAAUCUUAUGUAUAAAAAAAGGACAAAAAAUGUUAUUUCUCCAAUGCUGUGGAUUUCCAAGAAGAAUCUUCUUUAUUUCAGAUAACGCUAUAGUUCUCGUUUACAUUUUUUUAAAAAAAGAAUCAACUGCCUUUUCUCCAAAUUUCCUUGAAAGAUAUAAUUUUAUAUACUUUAUCUGUUAUUUUUGCUUGUUUGUUUGUUUCCUAUUAAAUAGAAGUUUGACUUAAAGUCACAAUACUGCAGAAGCCAGGAGAGCAAAGAAGUAUGUGGAAGCCCUUGAGGUCAUGUCUAGUUAGCAGUUAAAGUUACUGUAUUUCUUGGAGCUAUUACCUAAGCCAAAAGUGCCCUCUACUGAAACAGGAUCUGUUUGGUGUUCAUUUCACUGUACAGUACAUUUUUUUAAAGGAGCAAUUUUAUGACUGUGUUCAAAAUGCACAUUAAGUAACACUAACUAAGGUAAUUACAAUUGUCUUUUUAAACAAUAGGGGUUGGAGCUAAGAAAUAAUCAGUUGGGCUAACAAUAUACCAAUGCCUUGGAAUACAUUUUCUUACACUCUCCCCUCCCAGUAGUUUUUGCCCAUUUUCUUAUUUGCUGCUGCUUUAAUGGGAGGAGGGAUGAAAAUAGUCUCGUGAAGACUGAAUUUCAGUUAGUGUCCAUUCGUGUCUGUGCUGUAUACUAUAACCUCAAGAGAAAAUACAUGCAAUCGAGAACUCUGCAGGUAUUCGCCGUCUCCAUUUGAAAAUUCUUUUUGAGCCAUGUCAGAGGUUUAUCUCAGCCACUGAAACCAUCACAGUAGCCCAGCCUGGAGGUGUGAGCAGCCCUCCCUAGAACGACUUUGCAAUUUACUUGAACAGAGACGUUUUGUACAAGAUCAGCCAGUUCUGGGAUCAUAUUAAAAGUGUGUGGCUGCCCCACAGCAGCCCUCCUUGUAACUGGGAAGGCAGUCCCUGCGGAGGGAGAGGCGCUUCGUCAAAUCCCCGGAUUUGGACUCUGAUGGAGACGCAUUGAUGCAAAUGUUGUCCUUGUCCAAACAACCUGCUAGAGGCUACAGUAAAAACCACAAUGCUGGGAAACACAGGGUUGUGAAAGAACACGAGAGUCUUCAAGGCCCCACGUCUGCUACACAAUCUGAUGUCCCCCAUGCAGGGUCCGUCUCCUUGCUUCCCCCCCCCCCGGUAGGGUACCCAGUCACAAUUCUGUAAGCAACACCUUCUGCUCUCUAAAACAAAAUCCUAUUUUCUGUUUUCAGAGUUGGCUUAAAGUUCAAGCACUCACACCUCGAUUUCAGAAUGAAAACUGGCAAGAUAGGUGAACUCAAAACUUUUUAAUCUGCAAAUGGAAUCUUUUCCUCAAAGCUUAUCAUCCAUAAAGAAAUAGUGGUCCACAACUACUCGACAAUAAUACACUACAUGCAAAUUUUCUCUUGUUUAGAAAUCCUCUCAUAAAGACCCCAAGUGGGUCCCUGGCAGGCGUUUGUCAACUCUGGGCCCUGGGGGAGGAACAUCACCAAACGCGAUUGUGCUGAAACAGCAGAUAGGACAGAGUAACGUAGGAGAGCGUUAAACUUGUAUUUUGUAUAUUUGGCGAUAAGCAUUUUUACAGAUAAAAUACAUGAUUUGAGAGAGAGAGAGAGAAUAUUGAAAGAGAUAUACUAUAGAUUAAAAGUGCACUUUUGCUACAAAUUUAUAAGAAAAUGAAAUGGGCUUAAGUCGGAAGAUAAUGGUGUGAUGUUAACGUCUGUAUAGUAAGUGACCCCCAACUGUCUCCAAUAAAGAUCAUGU